Messenger RNA from Styela clava, 1664 nucleotides. The record is from RefSeq and is a predicted model, not a curated record. Lineage: Eukaryota; Metazoa; Chordata; Ascidiacea; Stolidobranchia; Styelidae.
UUGUAUAGAUUUGAUAUAAAAAUUUUAAAAUUAUCUACUAUGUCGAACACUGAUGAAAAUGAAAAUGAAAAGCUGUCCAGUGAAGAGAAUCAUACCAAUCAGAUGGCUGUGCCGAUUCUUCCUCCGUCCGGCGAUGCAAGUGAACUAAUGCUGAGAAUAUUGCUUGAGCAAAUAAAUAAAUUCCAAAAGCAAACAGAGAAACUGAUAGGAGACCAAAACAACAAGUUGGAAGAAACCAAUAACCAAGUCAAAAAUCAAGCUGGAAUAAUUGCAGAGCAAAAUAAGAAGUUGGAAGAAACCAAUAACCAAGUCAAAAAUCAAGCUGGGAUAAUGGCAGAGCAAAAUAAGAAGUUGGAGGAAUUCGGUGAAAAAGUCAAAGAUCAAGCUAAAAUAAUAGCAGAGCAAGAAGAAAAAUUUAAUGACGUGAAAAAAGAUUUACGCAAUGUUCAGAAUGAGUUGGAAGGCUUCAAGAAUUUCCAGUCAAUGUACAAGAAACUUGGCGGAGAGACCCACUUUUAUAUGGAUCUGGAGAUUUGCUACAAAAUGAUGAAAAAAGAAUUUAAUGGUAAUGAAGAUAAGCUGAAGCAACUGGAGUCUUGGUAUAAAAAAAAGAAGAUUAUGAGAGUGGGGAAAAUUGGUAUCGCCACGGUUGCUGGUGGCGUUGUUGGUGGAAUGAUCGGGGGUCUCGUCCUCCAUAAUGGAGCCGUAGCUGCAGCUACUACUGUAGCCUUAACUGGCGUAGCAUUGUCGCCAGCUGGCAUUAUAUUAAUUGGUGUCGGAGUGGGAGUUGUUAUUGUAGGGAUAAGUUUGGCAGCCUAUAAGAUAUACCGAAAUAAAAAAAUGAAAAAAGAAAGUGAGAAAGCACAAGUCAAGUUAAGUAUUGAAAAUGAGUUGGCCCCAAUGCUCGAUCAAAGUGAAGGUAAUAGUAAGUCAUUAUAAGUCAUAAUGGUCCAUGUUUGACUGCUAUUUUAAUCAUUUUUCUGUGAAUAAAGAUGAUGAUAAGUAUUAAUAAUAAUUGACAUGAUUAUUUGCCUUUAUCUGACAUGUUUGAAAUAUUCAUAUAAAACAAAUAUACACUGUUUUGUUUAAUAAGGGAGGCAAAUCACCAGUCACAAUCUAAAACACUGAGACUAACUCAAGCAAACAUCAGUUUUCAAAGUCUGGUAUAAAUUGUCCUAAACCUCUAUAUUGACAGAACAUAUAUAUACAGGGACUGUAUUGUAUAUCCUGUAUUUCGGAUGCCUUAUACCCCGGAGUCUUCGGUACCCUGACUAUAUAUUUAAAGUAAAACUGGUGUUUUAUGUUAUCAUGAAUUGAACAAGUAGGUUUCAGUAUUCAUUACGUGUUGAAGGUCAAAUUAUGAUUAUUUAUAUGAUGUAUUUUUUGAAAAGAUCUCAUGUCCACAAACAUUCAAGAUGAUACUAGAGAAUGGAAAUUUUUUUUUUAUUUCAACCGGGCUGUUGAGGUCUGAAUUGACUGACAACAUUGUUUUAAUAACACUGAAGCGUUAUUGUUCAUUUCUGUAUGGAAAUUUUUGCUGUAUACUGAACUUAUAUUUAUUAUUAUUAAUUCUUAUCAAAUGUUAACAUUUACGAUUAAAUAUUGUAUAUACUAGUGUUAACAUUUACAUAUAUCUGACUAAAAGAAGUUUUAUUUUACUCAUA